Miscanthus lutarioriparius is the source of this 585-nucleotide messenger RNA. The record is from the annotation of a GenBank genome assembly. NCBI's taxonomy places the organism in Eukaryota, Viridiplantae, Streptophyta, Magnoliopsida, Poales, Poaceae.
AUGUCGUCGUGCGUGGGCGAGACCGGCCUGGUGGCCAUGGACUGCCUGGUGGUGUGCUGCUGCUGCCCGUGCCUGGUGCUGCAGGUCACCGUCUUCCUCUUCGUCAGGCUGCCCAGGAAGGUGGUCGUGAAGACCAAGAGGAUCAUCCUGAGGAGAUGGCAUAGGAGAAGGUCGUCGUCGUCGUCGUCAAAGGCAGCCGGGCUGAAGCUGGCCGACCUGCUGGACCUGGACGACGGCUUUGAAGCCGCGUUUGGGAUCGGAGAGGAGGAGGGCGCCGGCGAUUGGAAAGAGAGGUGCUUCGCUGUCGGCGGCGGCGACGACGAAAUCGACGGCGUGUGGGAGGCGAUCACUGAGCAAGAAGGGCUCUUCUGGUUCGGGAGCUUUUGGGGCCGGCAUGAGCAGGAGGGGUCGGCUUCUCAAGGUGAUGAUCGGAUGGAUGGAAGCUUCAGGUUGCCUGUGGCGUUAGAGCGGAUAUCAAUAAAGCAGCACGAUGUCCGUGGCUGUGAUCUGUGGCGGUCAGGCGGUUUAUCUGGCGACUGGCGAGAGGAUCCUGCGGAUUUGACAAGCUACGACUACCACCGGUAA